GUGGCCAUGUGGUUGAGUCAGAAUUUCCUUCUGCCAGAAGAUGUGGAAGUGCCAGAUGGCGCCACGGACCUCGCAAGAAGUUUCCUUGCAUUACGUUGCUACGAUAUCUUGGAAUCUGGUGUAAUGGCAGAUUUUCCGCUGGAAAAUGAUAAGGUGGAAAAGCUCCUUAAAACAGCUGAUGAAAUGCAUUCUACGGGCUGCCGACUCAACGCGCAGAUGGCUGACCAUUCCGGGGUCAUAAAAAGUUUGAUUGUGCGUGCUGAAGAUGCCCGCAUUCUUGGUCAUUGGGAUAGCAUGAGAAAGUGGUAUAUGGAACUGAUGGGUCUCAACAGAGAGCUGAUGGCAGGACAUAAGGUGAGAUUGAACCAUCAUCAAGAGCUAACUUCGUGUCUGAAACAACUCAAU
This is a messenger RNA of Notodromas monacha, 405 nucleotides long. The record is from the annotation of a GenBank genome assembly. Lineage: Eukaryota; Metazoa; Arthropoda; Ostracoda; Podocopida; Cyprididae.